CUACUGACUGCCGUAGCUUUUCGCUUUUGCUGCUUUAGCUUUUUAGGAACAUUCUUAUUGAUCUUCCCAUUAUUAACAGUUUCCCGUUUGAUUUUCUUUUCCUUUGAUGGCGUCUGUACGAAUUUCUCCAGUUGUUGAUUGAAAAGCACAGCUUGAGCCCAGCCAGCAUAUUUGCCGAAUUUCUCUUCAUAGAAUGCUGUCAGACGGCGACUCAAAGUGUUCGUCAGGUUUGAGUCCUUCAGUUCCGGCAGGUAGUACUUUUUGGUUAUCUCGAAGACAUGCCGAUCAAUAGGAACACAUUGGUUCUGUCCGAGAGACAUCAGAGCGACACAUUCCGCAACCUUCGGGCCAACACCGGCAAAACCAAGUAGGAAUUCGCGGAUCUCGUCGAUUUUCAGAUUUUGCACAUCCUCGAGGCAUGUACUAGGCAUGGUGCUGAGUUUCCUGACCGUCUCACUUAUACUUCUGGCCCGAUAUCCAAAAAGUCCUUCCCGAAGUACAUCUUCCAACACGCCUUGUACAUCGCUCAACUGUGACAAAGUAGGAAAAGCGUGACCCAGUUCCGGGAAAUUAUCAAUAACUUUUGCUCCAUCAUAACUCGGAUUGAGAGUAAUGGGAUCCCCAUAUAGCUUCGCCAAUCUGUUUACCAUGCUUGAGAUUCUUGGAAUAUUGUUGUUUGUUGAGCAGAUAAAUGCCAGUAGUGUUUCGAAUGGAUCUUGCUUCAGUAUGCGAAUACCGUGUAACUCCUUUACAUUCCUCAAUUCGGCCAUAAUCGUGUCUUCAGAUGACCAGUUAUCCCAUAGCUUAUCCAGGCUGAUAUCCAGUUGGAAAUAAUCGUGAAGUUUUUGAGCGAUAUUGACUUCCACGUCGGUAGGAGCUCUACCAAGGCACGACCAUUCGAUAUUAUCGUCGUCCACUCGUUUUAAAUGCAGAAGAAGCCCAUCUAUCACCCCAUAAAAAGAGUCGUCUAUGCUUCGCCAGCGAAAAGACUGGCCGUUUAA
This is a messenger RNA of Haemonchus placei, 1001 nucleotides long. The record is from the annotation of a GenBank genome assembly. Lineage: Eukaryota; Metazoa; Nematoda; Chromadorea; Rhabditida; Trichostrongylidae.